This is a messenger RNA of Neopsephotus bourkii (Bourke's parrot), 741 nucleotides long. RefSeq lists its product as uncharacterized. NCBI's taxonomy places the organism in Eukaryota, Metazoa, Chordata, Aves, Psittaciformes, Psittacidae. The coding region runs from base 449 to 583 and encodes 44 amino acids. The record is from RefSeq and is a predicted model, not a curated record. The transcript is spliced from 2 exons.
GUUUUGACCUGGUAACAUUAAGCCAUGGGGCUUAACCUCACCAAAUACUGUUCACAAAAGCACUCUGGGGAAGGGAAGCUAUUUGGCAUGCUCUGUUUUGCUGUGCUAUGUCAUAUCAUAACUGGUCCUGGCCACACCUAGUGCAUUAGUCCUCAUGCAGGCUGCAAACACCAGCUCAUUACUUCUGGCUCUCGGAUGAGCAGAGCAGAAAGGGAUCAAACUACACCAGAAACCCGCUAGAAGGCAGAAAUUCAAGGGGCAGCUGCAGAAGAACUAGAGAGAAACAGGAACUUUACGAAGUAGCGCCCAUCAUCUACCUGGAGCCACCCCAUCAGCUCUGCAGUCUCCUUGCUCAGAAACAUUCAUCCUGUCCCUUUUCUCAGACAGCAGCAGGAGCACAGAGGCAGCCAGCCCCAGAGACCCUACCUGCACGGUGCUGGGGAGAACCAUGCCGGACUCCUUCACCAUCCACUUCCUGAAGGUGCUGAGGGAGCUGCUGGCCUUCGUGCUCUUCAGUUACACCGUGUUGGUCGGGGCGCUGCUGCUCGCUGGAUGGACAACGUACUUCUUGGUGCUUAAAUGAGCGCUCUCCAAAGGGAACAGGCUCCACUGUACAGCUCAUCUGUGCAUCUGCUCAUCACAGGGAACGGUCCCUUCCUCCUGCAAGUGUUUUGUUUCAUUACUGCCUAAUCACAGUCUUAUUUUCUUAUGUAAAAACAAUAAAGGUUUCCAAAGCAUCUA